This is a messenger RNA of Acanthocheilonema viteae, 744 nucleotides long. NCBI's taxonomy places the organism in Eukaryota, Metazoa, Nematoda, Chromadorea, Rhabditida, Onchocercidae. The record is from the annotation of a GenBank genome assembly.
AUGCAGUUUGGUAAGGCGUUAACAGAAGUAAAGAAAUUAGCGACGGGUUAUUAUAUUGGCGGCAUUAUAUUGUCUGUUGCUUUCUUUUUUUUAAAGAUUACGAAUGGUUUAUGUACGUUUAUUUUUGGUAUGAAAGACGAAUGCGGUCUUGAUCGAAGGGAGCAUGAGAUUAUGAUAUUCCUUGCUGUUAUGAUAUGCUACAAGAAUAGGAAGGCAGCAAACUGGAUGCACUGUUUAGCAAAUAUAUUCUUAUUCUCCAAAUUAGCCAAUAUUUUCUUAUUUUUGCGAGCCGACCUUAUUGCUGGUAUUGUCUACAUUUGUGUUUGUUUAAGAGGAAAUUCAACGAAAUACAAAAAUGACUUGGCUAAUUUAUUUUUACACCUCCUGGUCACCAGAAUGCAAGCACGUUUCUCACGUUUUUGCCCAGCUAAGUUUCAUUUGCCAAAUCUAAGAUUUGCUAAAUUAGACGUAGGAAAAUGGUCACAGGAAGCGAACCGGUUCCGUAUCAAUAUACAUCCUAUCAGUAGACAGUUACCGACGAUUUCGUUGUUCAAAGAAGGUAAAGAAAUACAGCGAAGACCGGCAGUACAUAACCGACGUGCUCUGCCUUUCGUUUUCACUAAAGAGAACUGCAUCCUUGCAUUUGACCUUAUUAAUUUGUAUGAAAAAUGCAAGUCAAGCAUGACAAAGCACGAGAAAGAAGAGUUUAUGAAUGAACAAUCGAAGAAGGAAAAGCAAAACUAA